AUGGCCGACAAACUGCGCGCGCAGCAACAACUCGAGGCUCUCCAGGCCCGCUACAUCGGCAUCGGAAGCGCAGACACUACCAAGCACGAAUGGACAUCGAACAUCGCGCGCGACUCGCUAUCGAGCUACGUCGGUCACCCGCCUCUUCUACAGUAUAUGAGCAUCGGACUGGGACAGCCGCGCGAAAAGACCAGACUGCAGUUACUAGAGCGCAUGGUCCGGCCUGUCGGGCCUCCGCCUGAGCAGCAAGAUUGA
Alternaria rosae is the source of this 255-nucleotide messenger RNA. Its product is annotated as splicing factor 3B subunit 5/RDS3 complex subunit 10. Gene Ontology annotation, cellular component: U2 snRNP; precatalytic spliceosome. NCBI's taxonomy places the organism in Eukaryota, Fungi, Ascomycota, Dothideomycetes, Pleosporales, Pleosporaceae. The transcript has 2 exons. Bases 1 to 255 code for a protein of 84 amino acids. Gene Ontology annotation, biological process: mRNA splicing, via spliceosome. The record is from RefSeq and is a predicted model, not a curated record.